Molecule: messenger RNA, 1359 nt
Organism: Lachancea dasiensis
Lineage: Eukaryota; Fungi; Ascomycota; Saccharomycetes; Saccharomycetales; Saccharomycetaceae
Source: the annotation of a GenBank genome assembly
AUGGACUUCGACGACCAAAAAUUCGAGGACGCCUCCAGCGAACUGCCCGGCGGCGAAAACAGCACGGGGGAAGAACAACCCAUGAUCUUCGAACGGAAUGUGCAAGAGCACUAUCCCCAGGAAGUGGCCGGACGCCCUACUUAUUCGCGCUCUGGUUCUUUCGUCGUGCCUCCUGGAAGACCAGGCUCCGUUCGCGAAUCGUUGUCCCGCCAGGGAUCUUUUUCAGCCGCUCAGUUCCCUCGCUCGGUUCCAUCGGCUGUGCAAGACGGCCCCCGCAGCAGUCAAGUGCGUAGUGGCGAAGAAAUAGGGUUCAAUCAUUCCAAAAGACAUGCGCUGGAAGACCAAGUGGCACCGGCGCUUGACGCUUCCGCUACUCUUGUCACGGAUAAGGAGACUGACCUUGACAAUGUGGAGAUGAUAUAUUCGGGCAGAAACUCUUGUAUUGGCUUGGACCGUGCGCUAGGCCGCAACCGCGCGAACUCCAACUACCAACUACCGCAGCUAUCCCGCGCCAAUAGCACCACUAGCGCGGUCAGCAUCGCUAGCGCCAACUCCAACGCCAGCAACUGCAGUAACGGUACGUCCACAGCUUCUGAUAGACCACGCAUUCUUCGUUUCUACUCGUACGCCGAUAUGAUUUCGGACGAAAAUGCGCACUCCAGAAGACCUUCGUUGACGCAGUCAACCUCUUCCUCCGUUUUGAGACAAUCCCCACAGCCAUCAUUUUCAAAUCCAUUCCAUAGUCCAACUACUAGACGGGACUCCGCUUCCUCCGCGUUGGGGCUGUCUGCUCCUUCGUUAAGCUCUCGAAACUUGACAUCACAACUAAGAACGACUUCCCGGUCGCCUUCCAUACGUAUUGGAACUCCAAUCAACAGUAUUUCGCCUUCUGUUCAUUCAUGUCACAACAGCUCUAACCCUUCUAGUAACCCAGUGAAGGGUUUUACGAAAUCCCAAAACAAGUUCGUGAUUGAGAGCAGCGGCAGUGACUGCUCCACUAGCGAAGGUGAAAAUGAAGAGGACUCGGAUCAAGAUGUGGCCAACUCUCCUAAUUCACCUACUUCAAUGCUCAACUCGUCAAGCCCCCCCAAUUCUCAGGCUCUAUACAAUACAGUCACGGGACCGCGUCUGACAAGGACUUCCACGCAGAAUAGCUUCAAGAAGGGACGUCCUAUUUACAAGGUUCGCACCUAUUCUAAUGCAAGCUCUAUGUCUCCUUUGUUAAGCACAGGAAGAAGUUUGCAGUCUCAUCAGGGGCCAACACAAAAUAUGAAUGACGUUUUGUUUGACGAUGGAUUGCAGAGCAACUCUGUUGGCGAAGUGCUGCGGAAGAAAAUCAGCAAUGCAAGUGAGUACUAA